This is a messenger RNA of Rhododendron vialii, 1474 nucleotides long. Its product is annotated as anthranilate phosphoribosyltransferase, chloroplastic-like. Lineage: Eukaryota; Viridiplantae; Streptophyta; Magnoliopsida; Ericales; Ericaceae. Gene Ontology annotation, biological process: L-tryptophan biosynthetic process. Gene Ontology annotation, molecular function: anthranilate phosphoribosyltransferase activity. Gene Ontology annotation, cellular component: cytosol. The record is from RefSeq and is a predicted model, not a curated record. Bases 1 to 708 code for a protein of 235 amino acids. The transcript has 6 exons.
AUGGUGGGAAGGCCUAGAGAAGUCUCGGUCUUCAACAUUGGUGGGCCCAGAGGACGUCCAUUCACAUAUUGCUCGGUGGGUGUGACGAGCUAUUAUAGCUCUCGCUUUCUCUCCCUCUCCGCCUCCAAAGCUGCUGCGUUGCCGUCGUUUUCGUUUGCUCCGGCGAAGCUUAGCCCAGUUAGCGCCUCCAGCAAAGAUCGUCGUUGUCAAAAAUCAUGGUUGUCGCUGAUUGUGGGAUUAGCAAGGGCGAUGAUCAAGUAUUCUAGAAGGGUGGAAGGAUUGGAUGAAGAUGGAGUUGACAUUGUGGGGACAGGAGGUGAUGGCGCCCACACAAUGAACAUUUCCGCCGGUGCUUCUAUACUUGCUGCUGCUUGUGGUGCAAAAGUUGCAAAGCAAGGUUAUCGAUCGAGUUCUUCAGCUUGUGGAAGUGCCGACGUCUUAGAAGCACUAGGGGUUAUAAUUGACCUUGAUCCAGAGGGGGUGACAAGGUGCGUAAAACAAGCAAGAAUUGAUUUUAUGAUCGCUCCCAUUUACCGUCCGGCAAUGAAGAUUGUCGGUCCAGUGAGAAAAAAGCUAAAAGUGAAAACUGUUUUCAACAUCUUAGGCCCCAUGCUAAAUCCUGCAUGGGUUCCGUAUGCUGUUGUUGGGGUGUACAAGGAAGACCUGAGAGGAUUUUCAGAACAUAAUGAAGGGUGGAGAUGUGUAUAAAAUCGGAGCCGGUUACGUGUUCUACUUGAGGAAUACUACAAAGGGCCAAAGGCUCCAUAUCGUUUCUAGUAUUGACAAGUGUGAUGGCUUCGAAUGGGGCAGCUUCCACCUACUUUAAAAGUCAUUUCAUGACUAUUGUAAGAAAAUCAUAUGCUGAUUUUGUGAAUGCUAACAUUGUCUUUCCAAUUUUUAUUUCAUAACAUGUCUAUGCCAAUGUUUGGAGAAUUCUUUAAUGGUAGUUUUGUACCCUUUUGAUUUGUGCAGUCUUUCUUUGUCGAUGGAAAAACGAAUCCCGUGUCUGUGCUUUCUGGUUUCGAUGUUGUGACUCUUGCAAAUGCCUUCAAUGUAAGCAUUAUGUACCAAUGGUUAGACCAUAGUGCUAUGUAACUAUACGUGCACUAAUUGAUGCAAUCCUCACAUUUAACAUGGCAUAUGAAAUUCUUGUAUCGAAUUGAUAUCAUUACCACUGUAGUUCAUAAUCUCAAAAUUCAAGGCCACCAUUCACAACCUUCUCCCCCUUUUGAUCCUAUGUUGUUUUCCACUACAUUUGUUUGUCUGAUCACCUUCUAUGGGGUUUUAGCAAACAUUUUCUCAACUACUUAGUCGCAUAAUAAGCAAAAGGAUUACUUGUCUCGCAUAUGCAAAGUGCAUAUUAUAGGUUUAUAUGUACUGUGCCUUCGUACCUAUUACCGACUACUUCUUACAGUUCUAGCGAUGCAGUUAAAAUCCAAAAAAAUUACUGCCCUAGGACAUGACUUCUUCUCUU